AUCACUAUAUUGUUAUGGCUCUAGAAUGGUUAUCUACAGAUAUUGGUUGAUAACCGUGAACAAUAGCAAUAAUUGCUGAUUGUGAUAAUAUAUAUUUUGAAUACAAAUUGUUUUUUACAUUUUGUAAUUUUGGACUAUUUACUAACUGUUAAAUCUAAUUUAAAAUAAAGAUAUGGCUAAGUGGCAGUUGGAAGUGUUUCGCAUGGGUAUUUAUAUGGCAUUUCCUGUUAUCUUAUUCCAUUACUUCAACUUACCAGAAAAUUAUGAAGAUAAAGUAAUAAAAUUCAAGAGAGAGAUGUUUCCGCCAGAAAGACCAGAACCUCAACAAAAAAUUUCUGACCUCAAGAGGAUAUUCCAAGAACGAAGAGAAGCAGAAUUAAAAAGAGUUUUUGAAGAAUAAAUGAGAUUAUCAUUAAACAUAUUAUAAAUUAUUGUAUUUUGUAUAUAUUGUAAUAAAAUAGUUUUGUUAAAAAAAUUAUAAUUAGACAAUAGUUUUGUUAAAAAAAUUAUAAUUAGACAAUUCUAGAUUGAUAUAAAAAUUUAACUAGCAAUCAUUUAUUUACAUAUCUAAAUUAAAAAAAUUUGGUUUCCAAGACACUUCAACUUUUGUACAUAUUGAUCGAGUUGAAAGCGCUCGCAAUGUUCAA
Myzus persicae (green peach aphid) is the source of this 647-nucleotide messenger RNA. RefSeq names its product protein PET100 homolog, mitochondrial. Gene Ontology annotation, biological process: mitochondrial respiratory chain complex IV assembly. Gene Ontology annotation, cellular component: mitochondrial inner membrane; mitochondrion. The record is from RefSeq and is a predicted model, not a curated record. The coding region runs from base 173 to 400 and encodes 75 amino acids. NCBI's taxonomy places the organism in Eukaryota, Metazoa, Arthropoda, Insecta, Hemiptera, Aphididae. The transcript has 2 exons.